This is a messenger RNA of Amphiprion ocellaris (clown anemonefish), 6356 nucleotides long. It is a transcript of the gene zbtb21, whose product is annotated as zinc finger and BTB domain containing 21. Gene Ontology annotation, molecular function: RNA polymerase II cis-regulatory region sequence-specific DNA binding; protein binding; DNA-binding transcription factor activity, RNA polymerase II-specific. The coding region runs from base 159 to 3200 and encodes 1013 amino acids. Gene Ontology annotation, biological process: regulation of transcription by RNA polymerase II. Gene Ontology annotation, cellular component: nucleus. The record is from RefSeq and is a predicted model, not a curated record. The transcript is spliced from 2 exons. NCBI's taxonomy places the organism in Eukaryota, Metazoa, Chordata, Actinopteri, Pomacentridae.
GCGCACGUGACGAGCGUUCUUUGCAAUGACCUCAUCUCUGGUGUGGGAUGACGUCAAAUUCAAGAUGGAUGGAAUCACGACCAGCGCGCAGAAAGCGACACAACAGUGAAUAAAGUGGAGGCUGGUGGAGGAGAGGCCGAGCUGACGACGGGCAGGCCAUGGAGAGCCUUGUGCAUUACAGCAACCCCUCCCAUGCUCUCUCAGUGUUGGGGGUUCUCAAUGAGCAGCGACUGCGAGGCCAAAUGUGUGAUGUGGUCCUGGUGGUGGGGGACCAGAGGUAUCAUGCCCAUAAGAGUGUUCUGGCUGCCAGCAGUGAGUAUUUCCAGUCCCUGUUCACACGACUGGACACGGAGUCACUCAAAGUUGUAAACCUGGACUUCUGUGAGCCAGACGCCUUUGAGAUAGUUUUGAAUUACAUUUACUCCUCCUCACUCUUUGUGGACAAAGGCAGCCUGGCAGCCAUUCAAGAGCUGGGCUACAGUCUUGGAAUCCCUUUCCUCACCAACAUUGUGUCAACAAGGCCACAUGCAUCCUACUGUGUGUCAAGAAAAAGGCUUUCGUUCUCAGAUGGGGAUGAGAAUGAUAUCCAGACAAGGAGCGUCAUUGUGUGUCGGGUUCGGAAUGACACAGCCAAUCCCUCUCGCUCAAGUUAUCAGAGAAAAACCUCAGAGAAAUCAUCGUCUCUGCACUCUAUUCGAGGGUCAGCUCAGCCACCACCAGAACACAACUCUGAAUCCAGCAGGAAGUCACCUGAACAGAAUGAAGCUUCUGAGAAGAAGCUCACCUAUCCGUACAGCCCCAUUUUAAAAGGAAAUUCAUCACACAUUACAUCUGUUAGGCCCCAGCUGACUUCAUCAGUAUCUUUCAGUGAUGCUGAAGUGCAGCACAUCAGGCUGCAGUCUAGCACUGAUCAGGACACAACCGAGGAGAAUGAAGAGGAGUCCCACUAUCAUACCAAAGUGCCAUUUCAGGGUCAGGCCACUGAGCCUAGCCCGACCAUCGACAGGAGCGGGCCGCUUAUAAAGAGCCUGCUACGAAGAUCAUUGUCCAUGGACAGCCCAGUUCCAGUCUUCUCCCCCACACUGGAGCUCAAGGAGCUGCAAAAUCGAGAGCAGUCAGUUGUUAAAAUGGCAUCAGAAGCAUCCGGGCUAGAAAAAUCUGCCCACAAUGGUAAUUCAACUAGAACAUCUCCUCUGGUUCUCAGGUCAAAGUACUCCAGCAGGAGGGUUGAAUCAACUCAGGUAGACCAUGAGGUCAGUGUGAAAGCAGAACCCAGCAGCCCACUCGCUGACCCCAUGGACAUCAUUCGGAUCACAGUUGGAGAUGCUUUGCCAGUCAAUCUCAAAGAUUUGCAAACUAAUUAUGAUGAAGGUUCCAGGGCAGACUUUAAUGCUGUGGGGAAAAGAAAGGACAGACCCGAUAACAGAAGGUACCCAUUCAAGAAGAGCAAAUUCUAUAAAGAACAUACUCUGUCACUGGAUGUGAACAUGUCAGAAACAGCCUCUCAGCAUGCCAGCAGUGACCCUAAUGAGGACAGCGAGGAGCCACCUCAGAACAAGAUUUUCAAAUGCUGGAAUUGUUUAAAGGUUUUCCGGUCCAGUGCAGGACUUCACCGACAUGUAAAUAUGUAUCACAACCCGGAAAAGCCGUAUGCUUGUGACAUCUGCCACAAGCGCUUCCAUACCAACUUCAAAGUGUGGACACACUGCCAGACUCAGCAUGGUGUAGUACAAAACCCAGCAUCAUCCUCCAGCUCCGCUAUGCUGGAUGACAAAUUUCAGAAGAAGCUAAUAGAUAUUGUGCGAGAGAGAGAAAUAAAGAAAGCUUUGCUUUGGAAGCUGAAGAGGAAUAAGCAGGGUUUGCAGUCUCCUACACUUGCCAAAAAGAGGUCAAGGCCCAGCUUCAUCUGUCCUUAUUGUGGGAAAAUGUUUGUAUUCCAGUCUCAGUACAGACAGCAUUUGAGGACACAUCCUGCUGAAAAGGCUGACCAGGACACAGCGAGUGAGAGCAUCCUCUACCAGGAACAGGAUGAGAUCAGUCAUCAGAAGAACACUGACACUGGUGUUUACUCCUGUAGACUUUGUAACAUGAAGCUGUCAUCGCUCUUAGAACAGGGUGACCACGAGAGAGGCUGUCGACAUUCAACUGUCUGCCCUUACUGUGGCCUCCGAUUCUCAAGUCCAGUUGUCAAGAAGGACCAUGAGGCACAUUGUAAGUACAAGAAACUGACAUGCCUGGAAUGCAUGCGGACUUUCAAAUCGUCCUUCAGCAUAUGGCGCCACCAGGUGGAAGUCCACAACCACAACAUGAUGACUGUUAAAGACCAGAUGCACCUGAAGCAACAAGAAAACAGUGAAGAAGCGUCAGACAUCCUCAAAGAGGAGCAUUGCAGUGAUGAGCCUCUACCAGCUGGAAGUUCUAGAGAGAACAUUAGUUACAGUGACUCCUCAGGUCCACCCAUGUACGACUCAGAAGACUCCUCAUCCUAUGUGCCUGAGGACCUGAGUAUGGGCCACCUUGGUAAGCUGGUAGUGAAGGAGGAGCCAUUAGAGGAGGCUGUGAGUGAGAGGGACAACACAGAGACAGCCAAAACUGCGCCUGAUGAAGCUGGUGUGUGGCCAUGUGAGAAAUGCGGAAAUCUUUUCAGCUCUCGCAAAGACCUGGAACGACACCAGGAGCUGCUAUGCCACAUCAAACCAUUCAUCUGUCACAUCUGCAACAAAGCCUUCAGGACCAACUUCCGCCUUUGGAGCCAUUUCCAGUCUCACAUGUCGACUGCUAGCGAACCUGGAGCCAAAGAGAUCGAGAGACACCCAUCUCCUCUGUCUCCCUCCCCUCCGCUGACCCCUCAGACCUCAGACCGUCCCUCCCCACAGGCCUCUGUGCUCAAAUCCACCCAGGCGGCUCCGGUCGUUGCAGUGAUGGCUGAGGAGUCCAGCAGCCCAGAGCCCUGUAGCUCCUCGGUGAGCAAAACGAAGAAGCCAGACCUAGAACGACAGCCCAGCAGCCACAGCCCUCUGUCGAGGUCCAACAGCAUGGAGAAUCCAGGCGGCUCUCAGGAAUCGGACACGCUCUUUUACCAUGCACCGUCUCUGUCUGCCCUAACAUUUAAGAGGCAGUACAUGUGUAAACUCUGCCACAGGACCUUCAAGACAGCCUUCAGUCUGUGGAGCCAUGAGCAGAGUCACAGCCACAUGUAGGCAUCAGACAGCAGUGCAUUCCCCUUCAGAGACAAUACUUAAUCUUUGAGUAAACUCACCUCAGCCUACAAAAGGAAGACUUUGAAUGUAUAGCUUAUUCGCUUGCCUCCAAUGUCAUAUAUUCAAGUGGCCAUGUUCAUUAGAGGUGUAAAUGUGAAUGUGCAAUCAAGUGCUAGAUUCCUCUGUGAGAUGAGAUGAUUAUAAAUGGGUUAUUUUUUUUCUUUCAAAAUUAUCUAAAAGAAUUUAUCUGUUUUAAACCUCUUUUAGUUGUCUACAUGUAUUAACUAUGUAGGUGUUUUGGGAAAACAAGGUACAGAGUUGCACCCCUCGUCACUUCAGCUGUCCUACUUUUGACAAAGUCACAGCAACAGAAGGGACAACUAUAUACAGUGUUCUCUCAAAGUGUGGAAACAGUGCUUUAAAGUUUUGGAGGCUGCAGUUCAGUUAGUGCUUUUGCUUUUGUAUCAGAUCUAUCGCUUGGUGUGAGUGACAUCCCUUAAGGUAAUAUUGGUGGCCUCAAAAAUGUAUUUAAUAUGCACUUUGUUGAACAGUUGGAUUCUGGUUAGUCUGAAAUGUUUGCUUGGUUCAUUUAGUAUAGAGCCCGACCGAUAAUGGAUUUCAGGGGCCGAUGCUGAUACAGAUUUUUGGAGAGUUAAAAAUCACUGAUAUUGAUAUAUCAGUUCAUAUUCUUUAUAUAUCUGUAUUUAUACUUUAUGUAACAGUAUUUGUUAGAGUAAUAUUGAGAAAGGAAAAUGGUGAAAUCAUUGUUUGUUUACUUUCCAGCAAUGUAUUUCACAAAGAAUCGCUCUGCUGGACAAACUGCAUGAUGUACGAAUUACCCCAAUUCUCUUUUUAUGCAUUAGGAAACUUUACAAAAAGAAAAGUUUUCAUAUUAUCGGACAAUGCCCAUAUAUGCCCAAUACUGAUACAGCUACAACAGGCAAAUAUCAGCCAAUAAUACCAGCCAACCGAUAUAUCGGUCGGGCUCUAAUUUAGUGUCCAUAACUGAGGUUCAGGCUGCAGGAGUAAAAAUAAUAAAUAGGCUCAAAUGUUUCUGUUUUGUUUCCUCAUGCUUACCAUUAAUCUGUUUUUUAUUUAUUUUUUCUUUUAUUUGAGUCUUAUAUUGCCUUUGCAUCAUUUAGUUUUAAUGAUCAAAUAAGACCUUCAGUAUAAUAAAGUUCUAACAUGCUGUACAUCAAACACACCUCAGAUGCCUGUUGUUUUAAGCAUAGCGCUUCAGUAUGCAGUUUUGAUUUACUGCUUACAAUCUUCAUUCAGUACCUACAAUGUAUCCUCCUAAUUAACAGUCAGCAGAAUUGUUUCUGCUUGAAGAAGACGGUGCAACCAUCAGUCAUAAGGUUCUACAAGGUUUUGGUUUCUGCAGGUAAAUGACUAGGAAAUCUGAAUGUUGCUGAGUUUUCUAAAAGGUGCUCAGACCAGUGUGCUGGGAAUCACAGCGGCUGUCUGAGGAAAUAAUGGGCUGGAUUGAUUUGAUAGCAUCCUAAAGUAGAGACACACUUGGCCCUCACAUAGACUGUAUAGAAAAGAAGGAUGUACCCACUGUGACGUCACUCACUGGUUUGUGGUCUACAUUUAUAAAUCUGCACCCUCCUAGUCGCCAUCUUGGACCUUUUAGAGCCAGAAGGGGCCAUAUUUGGAAGAGAGGGCAGAUCUUUAAAGGAGUGAGGGGCGAGACUGACUGAAAACCACAGGAUGACUGCUGCUCUGCUUCAUGAAGCAUAUGACCACUCUUGACAGAAUUGUCAGUCAACCAGCCAUGCUGUUUGCAGGUCAUGCAGUUUGAGGCUUUCUUUCUAUUUAAUUUUGAAAUUAUUUCCAGAUGGACUACCAAAACAAUAAUCAGAAUGAGGGAAUUUAAUUUAAAAAAAAGUCAUAAUGACUGGUAGAAAAAAAUUGUUGACUUAGCUUUUCAUGAUGAUUUUUGAAUGGGAGUCAAUAGGAGCUAGAGUUUUUUGGAGCCAUCACCUAGCAAUGAUCAGUCAUGUCACACUUAAGGCACUUCUGCAUUGGCUUCAGUUUCAGAGAUGGUUGCUACAUCCAAUUUUUUCAUACAGUCUAUGUGUGGUCUUGAGCAAUGUCCCACCCACAGCACUAUCUAUUUGGUCACAUGACAUUAAUAACAGUCGAUAAUACUGAAGGAUAAACAUUGAAAAGUUAUUGUUGAAAUGAACACGUGAAACAAAUUGAAAUUUCAUAUUUACUACUAAUGUAUAUCUGUUUCAAAUACUGGUUAUUGGUCUACUUUAUCAAUAUCAAUAGUCUGUAUCAGCCUUGACAAAAAACAUAUUGGUCGACUCCUAAUAGUAGUUUGAGUAUAUUAGUCAUUGCCACAACUUCUUAAUCGCUAUAGUCUGCCACAGUACAGCACCAGUGUUAUGUAAAUACACUGACAGAGUUUGCAAUUCAACACAUCUGGUAAUUAACUAAGCUUUACAGUGCUUUGAUGGCCUUAUGCAACUUUAAAAAAAAUAUUUUGUCAAUAUUAUUUUACAUAAAAGCACAAUACAGUUUCAGACAACUUAUGACUCAGGCAUUUUGAGGUGAUGAAGUCAAGAGGAGAGAGAAAGCUAAUCUUUUAUUCUCUGAAUGGUGACAGUGUUCCUGCUUCCUGAAGAUUUAUUAUAAAAGAUUGUGUUUUGUUUUACAAUUGUAUUCUUGUACAAGUAUACUGUAUAUUUCUGCUUCGGCUUGAUGGGUUAGAAAUUUGUCAUAAAUUAUUUCGAUUGCUCCUAUUUGGGAGGAGUCAAAGAGACCUCCACACGAAAUAUGGGACUUCUUUUUCCUCUAAAUGGGCAAUGUAAGCUGCAUUGUGAUGUUAAAUUCUUUGCAGAAAUUCUGUAUUGAUAAUAGUGCUCUUAAUUUCUUGUGAGAAAAACUUUCUGAAAGUUUCACAGAAAUGAUUAGACUUGUGCACAUGGAAGUGUUUGUAUUCUCGAUUUUGUACCAAUUUUGUUAGUAUAAAAAAGUUUUAUCUUUUUAGUAUUCUGUGCUCUCACUGCAAUAAGUAAUAUUUGUAUCAGCUUUGGUUGCAUUAUUGUUGCUUUUGGAGACUUGCAGCUGUUUUGUGUUUAGGUUUUUCUACAGUUUUUGUGCUUCAUUUCUGUAAUAAAGAGUAACAAUGGAGUAUAUAUACAA